Molecule: messenger RNA, 3823 nt
Organism: Pseudocercospora fijiensis CIRAD86
Lineage: Eukaryota; Fungi; Ascomycota; Dothideomycetes; Mycosphaerellales; Mycosphaerellaceae
Product: glycosyltransferase family 69 protein
Exons: 7
Molecular function (GO): phosphopantetheine binding; oxidoreductase activity
Source: RefSeq, a predicted model, not a curated record
UCCCAAGACCCUUCUACGCCGCUAUGCCAUCUUCUUUGCCAUCUUCGCUUUCGCUUAUUCGCUCGUUGAAGCCGUCUUCGUUCGUCAAGCCCAAACCCGGGAAAGCGGCAAAGAACCACCCCCUCUGGGAAAGGAGAAAAUAUACAUCGCUGGUAUACAUUGGACGAACGAAAGAAUCCUACGCAGUCACUGGAACGCCGCGGUUGUCUCCAUCGCGAAAGCGAUCGGUCGCGAAAAUGUCUUCGUCAGUAUACAAGAGAGUGGGAGUUUGGAUGAUACGAAAGGAGCCUUGAGGAGCUUGGAUUCCGAACUCGCACAUGCCGGCAUAUCGCGAAGAAUUAUUUUGGACAAUACUACUCAUGUCGACGACAUCUCUCGCACUCCUGAGCCGGGAGAAAAGGGGUGGAUAAAGACGAGUAGAGGAAAAUCAGAACUCCGGAGAAUCCCAUACCUCGCGAAUCUUAGGAAUCUGGUGAUGCAACCCAUGUAUGAAAUGCAAGAGAAGGGAUUGCGAUUCGAUAAAGUGCUGUUCUUGAACGAUGUUGUCUUCGAUGAUAUGGAUGUGAGGAGGCUGUUGAAUACCAGAGCUGGGAACUACGCUGCGGCGUGUUCUUUGGAUUUCGCGAAACCUCCGGCGUUCUAUGAUACUUUCGCUCUCCGAGACGUGGAAGGCUACAACAAAUUGAUGAAGACUUGGCCAUAUUUCCGAAGUCAGAAGUCGAGAAGGGAAGUGAAAGCCAGUCGACCAGUCCCGGUCAAGAGCUGUUGGAAUGGAAUUGUGGCAAUGGAUUCCGAGGCAUUCUACGGUCGCUCGCUACAAUUUCGGGGCGUGGAUGAUAGUCUUGCUGAAUAUCAUAUCGAGGGCUCAGAAUGCUGUCUCAUACAUGCCGAUAAUCCUUUUAGCUGGAAGAAAGGAGUUUGGGUGAAUCCGAUUGUCAGAGUCGGGUAUUCUGGAGAGGCAUAUGAGGCUAUGCAUAAUUCGGGAGUUUCCACUUUCAGGGUCAUUUAUGGGUCUUGGAUGAAUCGGAUCUGGAGAUGGACUAGCGCUGGAAUGAUUGUCAUGGCCAUUGAAGCGGCAUCCCAGCUGGCGGAUCCAAACGAAGAGGUUCUCGGGGAGGUGGAGCCGUUGCAAGUCAUGCUUGAGAAUGAUCUGCUCUAUACGUUCUAUCGAGGUGCAUUCGGGGCAUCUUACAACUCCAACUGUGCCGAAUAUGUCGGUCUGAUCGCGGAUAAAAGACCCGGUCUCAGCAUUCUCGAGACCGGCGCGGGAACUGGCGGUACUACUGGCCAUAUUUUGGGCAGGCUGCGUCACGGAGACUCUUCGAAGGCAUCGCGAUACUACUUCACCGAUAUCUCACCUGGGUUCCUUGCCAAGGCAGCAGAUCGCUUCGUCAGAGACGCUUCAGUCAUGGAAUUUGGCACCUUGAACCUUGAACAGGACCCAUUGGAGCAGGGUUUCGGGGCAGAAAGCUUCGACCUCAUCGUCUGCGCCAAUGUGCUGCAUGCUACCAAGAGCAUCCAGGAGACGUUGGAACACUGCAAGACUUUGCUCAAGCCCAACGGACAGCUGGUUCUAUCCGAGGUGACUAUCAAGCGCAUCUUCUGUGGUUUCAUUAUGGGGCCUCUUCCGGGUUGGUGGCUUGGUGAGGACGAUGGUCGUAAAGGUGGUCCAUUGCUCGAUGUACCUGAGUGGGAUAGCGCUCUACAGAAAGCUGGCUACUCUGGGGUUGAUCUGGACAAUGGCAAGAGCCUCUUCUUGCUGAAAUCACUGAUGGUGACUGGAAUACCAUACGCAAACUCAUUCGAUUGCCCUGAGCCCCAUAAAUCGCUCAUGGUCGGUCUGUCUCGCGCAAUCCGCAACGAGAAUGCUGGGGUCUUACUCGCAACUCUGGAUAUCGACACUCUGGAGAAUAUUGACGUCGCCGCGUCCGCUGCAGCUAUCAUCAACGUGAGCAUGGCGCACAGCAGCAGUGAAGGCGCUGAUGGAGAGUUCGCUGCUCGAGGCUCUACAAUCUACAUCCCUCGUGUAGAGCGCGCCACCAGCGUCGACAAGAGCCUUCAAAAGUACGAAGCGAAAGGAGAGCCAGAGCCCACAUCAUUCAUAAGCUGUGGCCGUCCUCUUAAGCUCACGAUCCAGACUCCUGGUCUGCUUGACACUUUCCGAUGGCAGGAAGAUGAGACAUACUACACGCCGCUUCAAUCGGACUGGAUCGAGAUUGAAGUCAAGGCCGUCGGACUGAAUUUUAAAGACGUUCUCGUUGCUCUCGGAAAUCUCAAUGAGAACAAGCUCGGCGUCGACGUUGCUGGCGUCGUUACUAGAGUUGGCCCCAGUGUCUCGGGCUUGAAGCCUAGCGAUCGAGUUAUAACAGCUAGCUGCGAUACCUUUGCUACAUAUUAUAAUGCUGGAGAAGCACUGCGGCAAUCGUGGCACUGCUUGGCCAAAUUCGGUCGAUUCUUGGAGAUUGGAAAGGCAGAUCUCUUCGCCAACACCGGCCUGGACAUGAAGCCUUUCCUGGACAACAAGUCAUAUAUUGGCGUCAAUCUCCUCGACUUCGAGAACAACCCCACCCCUCGCGCAGUCAAACUGUGGAACGACGUUGCUCGCUUGAUUGGUGACGGAGUACUGAUGCCCGUACACCCGGUGCAGCAAUUCACUUUCUCGGGGGUGGAGAAGGCUUUCCGAUACAUGCAGACAGGCAAGCACAUGGGAAAAGUUGUUGUUCGUGUGGACGAGACAGACAUAGUACCUGCCGUGCCGCGCCCACCCAAGGUCGGCAUUCAAGAAAACGCUACAUACAUAGUCGCUGGUCUGGGCGGCAUCGGUCGUGAGAUCGGUCGCUGGCUGGCAGAAAAGGGGGCCAAGCAUCUCGUAUUCCUCUCCCGAUCCGCUGCUUCUGGAGCUGGCAACAAAGCCUAUGUCGAAGACUUGCGCAAGACCUACAACACUAAUGCCACUGCUUUCGACUGUAAUGUCGGCAACAGGGCUGCAUUGCAGACGGUGCUGCUCAACAUCAGCCAUCUGCCUUCAAUGAGUGCAGAUGACCUCCGUAUCACAGUUGGACCCAAAGUUCACGGCACCUGGAACCUUCACGACCUGCUGCCUCGUGACCUGGAUUUCUUCAUCAUGCUGUCUUCGCUUGCAGGCACAAUGGGUCACAGAGGACAAGGUAACUAUGGCUGCGGCAACAUUUUCCAGGACUACUUCGCAUCGUACCGACGAUCUCUCGGUCUGCGAGCCAUGACGAUCGACAUCGGCUAUCUGCUCUUCGUCGGCUUCGUCGCUGAGAACGACGAGUACGUCGACCACGUCAAAGCCAUGGGUCUGAAAGUCAUGCACAACUCCGACUUGCACGGCCUCAUCGCCACUGCGAUGGAAGGCUCAGAGGCACAUCCUCCCGAGGUCAUGUGUGGUCUACCAUUCAACGAGUAUGAGCCUCAAUGGUACUGGAUGGCAGACAACAGGUUCGCUGGGCUGCGAAAUCUUUCGAAUGGCCGCUCGUCCUCGUCUGCUUCAGCCGUCUCACUAAAGGAUGAGCUUUCGCGCUGCUCUGAUCUUGGAGCGGCGGUAGACAUGAUCACCACAGCUAUGUGCGAGAGACUUGCGAGAUUGAUGAUGAUUCCCGCCGCUGAUGUCGAUGCCAACAAGCCUCUCAGUGUUUAUGGCGUGGACAGUCUUGUUGCUGUCGAAGUCAGGAACUGGAUCGCUAAGGAGAUGCUUGUUGAAAUUUCGGUGUUUGAUAUCAUGGCUAAUGUGCCUAUGAAGCAGCUGGCGCGAGACUUGGCAGGGAAGAGCAAGGUUUUGGGUCAUGUUCGCAAGGAGUAA